Molecule: messenger RNA, 1797 nt
Organism: Ustilago hordei
Lineage: Eukaryota; Fungi; Basidiomycota; Ustilaginomycetes; Ustilaginales; Ustilaginaceae
Exons: 1
Coding region: 1-1797 (598 amino acids)
Biological process (GO): protein deubiquitination
Cellular component (GO): nucleus
Molecular function (GO): cysteine-type deubiquitinase activity
Source: RefSeq, a predicted model, not a curated record
AUGUCCUCGUCAACGCCGCAACAGCAGCUCAUUGCCUACAUCCACCAUGAAAGGCAGGAGUCCGGUAGCAUGCUCUGUGCCCAGCACGCACUCAAUGCGCUGCUGCAGGGACAAUACUACGAUGCUUCACAACUAGCUCAGAUUGCAGCUGAGCUUGACCAGUUCGAGGCUUCCGAACUCGGACUCAGCCAAGCCGACAUUGCAUCGCGAGAUCGCUCCAGCUUGAAUAUGGACGAUACCGGCUUCUUCAGCGCAUCAGUACUUGAAAGAGCCCUCCAGGUCUGGGGAAUCUCCAUCUUCAACUGGCGUUCCGCAGCUAACAGAUCACGCCACGAUGCACCAGAACAGGAAAAGGCUUUCGUCCUCAACCUCGACAGUCACUGGUUCACUAUCCGCUCGUUUGGCACCACAAGCAAGUUCUGGUAUAAUCUCAACUCUUUCCUCGCAGAACCAAGCUGGAUCGGCAACAACUACCUCGGCACGCUGCUUCACACCGCCGAGUCAGAGGGCUACACAGUCUUUGUCGUCCAGGCUGCUGAAGGGAGUGCGGGCCAGGGUCUCCACGAGUCGGAUGCAGAUCAGAUGGCAGGCCACCUUCCGCCACCAGGCGCAGCAUCAGCUUCAAGCACUGUCAACUCCACCAGUCUCGGUCUUCGUCCCGAGACGAAGUCUAACAAGCCUUCCGGCAGCUCUCUACCGAGCGCUGGCGACUUUGGCGGUGCAUCAAGUAUGUUCGGAUUUGGCGAUGAGGAGGAAGACGCUGAGUUGCAAGCAGCUCUCAGUGCCAGCCUCGCACAACACAAUGCUGGCGGAGAUGCACCCGACACACCUAGCCGAUCGCGGGUGCGUCAGGUCAGAACAUCGAGCAACGAAGCCGACGCAGAAGGGGACAGCUCUAUGCUCGAGACAGAUGCCGACAUUGAUGCGAUUGCACCGUCAAGACGUCGUCAUCGCACCGGUUCCAGCGAUCCUGUAGACGAUGACUUGCGAAGAGCGAUGGAAGCGAGUUUGUCCAGUUCUAAUCGGUCUUCAAGAGUCAGCAGCUCAGUCAACAUUGCAGGCAGCUCCGCAGCCGAGUCUUCGUCCUCUUCAUCCUCUCGACUUGUCGGACGAAGAAAACGUCGAGCUCAACAGCGACAAUCCGGUCUCACCCGCGACGAGGCCAUUGACCUGGAUGAAUCACGCGAUGACAACCUCUCAAGCGAUGUCGAAGAGCUCCGUCCCUCUUCGCUAUCACAUCGCUCACCCUUUCUCAGUCCAGCCAUGGUUGCAGCCAAUCGUAACAACGAAGACGUCGAGGAGAUCGUCGAUGAUGACGAAGAGAUUCCAAGCGACGACGAGCACGUGGAUCCAUUCAGUAUACCUGGAGCUCCCGAGGCAAGUGCUGUCAUCGGACCGCGUCAAGAUCGACACUACGAUGAUGAGGAUGCGGAACUACAGGCUGCACUAGCGGCGAGUCUUGGUGACACAGAAGCAGCAGCCCGAUUCGCCGCGGACAACCCAAACUAUCGCAAUCCGACGCAUCGCGAUUGCAGUGAGCAGCAGGUCAUUCCAGAAGAUGUAGACCGUAUCUCGAGGAUGCGUGAAGAGGCACGCAAGAAGGCCAGAGAAGAGCAGGAGAAGCAAGAAAGACUGGCGAGAGGAGAGAUCGCAGAGGAGGAAAAGCCCGAGUCGAGUACGGCUGCGAAAGGAAGCGGGAGUGUUGGCGCGGGAGAUGAAGAUGAGGACGAAGAGUCAGAAGCCGAAGAAGUGAGCGCUGAAGAGAUGCGUCGUCGCAGAUUGGCACGGUUUGGGUGA